Messenger RNA from Malania oleifera, 1015 nucleotides. RefSeq lists its product as uncharacterized. The transcript has 3 exons. Bases 81 to 824 code for a protein of 247 amino acids. The record is from RefSeq and is a predicted model, not a curated record. Lineage: Eukaryota; Viridiplantae; Streptophyta; Magnoliopsida; Santalales; Ximeniaceae.
AUGUCAGAGAGAGAGAGAGAGAGAGAGAGAAGUAAGAAGAAGAAAAGAGAAGUGAAAAUUAGUUAUAGAGAGAUAAUUAAAUGGGUUGCUUUGUGCCUUUUAGCAACAACAGCUUAGAGAUGAGCUUAUUGGUAUUCAGACCCACUGUGGUGGUGGUGGAUGAUGUGGUUGACGCCCUCAAGCACUUCUCUUUAUUUUCCAAGACACUUGGCUGUGUUUGCAGUUCCAUCUUUAAGAGCAUUCACGGAAAUAUGAUCGUUUGGUAUGGCGCAUGGAUGAAGGCGUCAAGUGAUGACAAGGGGAAACUAUAUUCAGCUCUCCUAUCAGGAUUGACAGAUGUAUCCAGUAUGGCUAUUUUAAUAUAUCAUAGCGUUUUUGAAGCAUUUGCUGGUGAAUCAAGAACCAGCUCCAUUGGUGCAAAACUUUCUACUGGCGACACAAUAUCCCUGAGCUCUGCAGUCCUCAUGGCUGGUGACCUUAGUGACAUCUCUUAUACAUGCUUGGCUCUAUUCGAAUCUCAUUUCCAAAAGUUGGAAGGAGUAACUGCUGGAGUUCUCUUGCAAUGCCAAUUUGGGCCAAGGAUAGCAUGUCUAUAUGUAUGGAGAUCCACCGAUUUGUGUUAUUCAUGGGCUAUAAACUCCCAUUAUCGAAAAACAGUUCUACCCUAUCUUGAUCAAUACUCUGUCGACAUCAAGUAUGACAUAUUUCGGGUAGUAUACGUAAGUAGUGAGAAUGUGCACAACCUUCAUUUCUACUCUUCUGGUCUGGCAUUGCGAAAUGAAGUAGUGUGUCGAACUGGCCAUGUUAUGCAAGAUGUAGAGUGAGUCCUCGCAAAGAUAUGUGAACCAUAUAUUUAUGCAUAAGUAUUAUAUUUCCAUGUAAAUUAUUAUCUUAGUUUCAUUAUAACAUUCAUCUCGUGAACUAGUUAGAGGAAAAAUGAGAUGCCAUUGAUAAACAUGAAACAUUACCUAGUGCCAUGAGCUAAGCUUGAUCAAAAAAUUAUGUUUGUCUAUGA